Molecule: messenger RNA, 1759 nt
Organism: Klebsormidium nitens
Lineage: Eukaryota; Viridiplantae; Streptophyta; Klebsormidiophyceae; Klebsormidiales; Klebsormidiaceae
Source: the annotation of a GenBank genome assembly
CAAAUGCACCUGCUCAACAUCAGAUGCAGUGGUGGUGCACAAGGACGCCAGGACAGUUCGAUGCUCUGUUGCCCACAUUGGUGUUUGCUUUAGCGCGUCGAAAGCUUCAGAGGGGCUCAGAAGGAGACUCUUUGUGGCAAGAUGCUUUCAAAGUGCCUGAGCUCGGAGUUGCAGUGGCUAUCGCGAAGGGCUGCUUGGAGGUCGUCCUGUUCUUUCGCUCAGUCCAGGCACAAUGCGAUACCUUCUGCAAUGCCUGGAUGCGGCUUUGGAGGGAACCCAUUUUUAGAUCUUGAUGCUGUUUCCAAGAAUCAGCGGGUGGUCAAAAAAGGUUCUGCAGCCAGCCAGCCAGACUCAAUAUUUAACAGCUCUCUGAUCCAUACUGCUAAGUAUAGGCGCGGCGCCAAACUGGAGCACAGGAGUUGUGCCACAUCAGCCGCCUCCGUCCAAGAAAGUGCUGUACCACCGGAAGCUUUUUCAAAAGAAGAGUCAACUGUGGCUUCCGCAAUUCCGUCAGGCGGUGUGAAAGGUGGCCCAGCAUUUGAUGGUAGAGGUGGUACAAAAGGUGGUAGAACAUACUUCCCAUAUGGAAACCAAUUUCGGAUAGGAGAGCAGGUGGUGUCGCCCCGCCAGGUCAUUGACAUGCUUGGGGUCUUCAUGGACGACAAGCGGAAGGAGAGGAUGGCUCAGGUUGUCGCCGGACGAACAUAUGGAAUUGUGCCGGUUGUGGAGGGGUUGAUAGACUUGGGGAACGUUGCGGCUGUGUGUCGGUCAGCAGAAGCUCUAGGCUGUCAGAAUGUUCAUUUGAUAGAGCGGGGUGACAAGAAGUACCGGUCGAGUCAGCGGAUCACGGCCGGCGCCGACAAGUGGCUCGACUUCGAAACCUGGGGAACAACCGAGCAAUGCUUUGCCGCUCUUCGGGAGAGGGGCUACAGGAUAGCUGUGACGUACUGCGACGGGGGGUCCGUUUCCACUCCGAUUGAGGACAUGGAUUGGUCGAUACCUACGGCAGUCGUGCUGGGUAAUGAGCACGCCGGGGUGAGCCCCGAGGCCAUCGCGGGCGCCGACCUUCAGUGCUCGAUCCCCAUGGACGGGUUCGUCGACAGUUUCAACAUCUCGGUUGCGGCCGCGAUUAUCAUGCACUAUGCGAAGCGGCAGCGGGGCCGACGCGGCGACCUGACGCCCGAGCAGCAGGAGAUUCUGACCGCCGAGUUUUACCUGCGCAACAACUCGACCACGGAGGACGUGCUUCAGCACCUGCUGUCCAAGAGCAGCGUCGUGCCGCAGGGCCUUCGAUCGAAACUCUGAAAGAGCCGCGGCAUGCAGCCGACAGCGAUGCGUAAACCAAACUGUUGUAUAUGAAUACUUCCAUGAGCGUCAAGGUUAGUGCUGGAUACAGGAAGAGGCUUGAAUUGCGAAAUAGGGCGGGUACGGGUGCCGCAAAGGGAAGACCUGGAUGCCUUGAGCACCUCCGUUGAAGCUUUCGCGGCUUGUUACAAUCAGAAGCAAUUGUGGUCGCUGCUUACAUUGGCUUGAUUCUAUCGCGGGCAUAAGCAGCUAGCUGACCUAGCCGCCUUUCUCAACAUUCGUUGGUGAAAUCUGACCCUUACGUUUAUAUGUCCGUUCGCUCUGCUCAUGCCACGAAAGAAAUCCGAGAUCCGAAGAUUCAAGAUAGCAAGUGGAAGGCAAUAGGUGAUUGUCGUAUGCGAAAUGUGUUUGGUAUGCAGACCUACCACAACGACAAUUAACUGGCUCAUGUCCG